GAAGAUAUUGUAGAGGAUGAGGACAAUUAGACUGAGUUGAUUGAUGUUCAUUUUAGAUGAAUUUUACUUUUGUUUUUUCUUCCUUCUUGCUUUUCUUCUAUGAACUUUCUUUUCGAUCCAUUCCAACAACCAUCCCAUACGCAUAGCGUGGAAUUAAGUUGAACCUUCCCCUUCUUCUCUCUCGUUCUUCGUUUCUUUCCUUUCUUCUUCUUCUGCAUUGGAAACUCCAGCAGCCCCAACUCCAGCAGCCCCAACUCCAGGUCCAGGUCCAGCUCCCUCGAUUCUCCGACGAACACAUCACAUCUAUCAGCAAACGCAUGACAUCAGGCUGUGUCCAUUUGCAGCUGUCCCCGAUUCUCGCGCGCACCGAAAGACUCCAUCCAGUCUACAUCGCCAAUCUACCACCCACGUCCUAAGAUCCGGUACUCUUCUGCAUGCUCGGACAUCCUUCUCUUGUCCUUGGGAUCCCGCCCGCCCCUUCCGCAAACUCUCGUGCGAAUACUGGGACGUGAUUGGUGGCUGGAGACAACCCUAGGACGCAGCAUCGAAAAGCAAAAACCGAAACUAGCAGGACGGUUACUCAGCCCGCACGCAUCCAAGGGCUUGUAAUAAGUUGGAACUAGGAACUGGGAAACUGUGCCUGGGCAACGAACCAACUACCUAGUCGAGCAAUAAGAGCCAUUCGAUUGUACGACUACACACAAUCGACUUGGUACCUGUGCUGUUGUCAAGCCUCGAGAUUUCACUCCGUAGAUACCGUUGUUCUGCUUCGCUAGCAGGUUUUAACACCACGACCGACUACGAUUCAUUGCGGCCCCCAAUCAAUAAUUGAGCCUGACCUGAUUUGGGAUAUUCUUAUUCUUAUUCUUCUUAUUUUUGAUUUUGGUUUGGAUUUUGAUUUUCUGCAUGAGGCGGGCAAAGUCAAAAGAAAAGAAAAGAAAAGAGAAGAAAAAGAAUUCAAAACCCCUCCAUCCCUCCUGCAUUCUCUUGUUUUUGAAGAACGGCCAUGAAAGGGUUCGCUUCUUCCUUUGGAUCAGUCUGAAAAUAUAAUUUACGGCUCAUGGAGAAUGCGACACAUUAAUCCACAUAUCAAUCCACAAGUCUGAAUGUUUUGAUUAAUUAAUUGUAUUAUUCUGGAUUCUACACAAGCAUACACACAUACACACAUCCAUCCAUUCAUCCACCCAUCCAUACAUGCGUAGGUACAGAAAUCGAGUUUUACCGUCCCAGUGCCUACCUACCACCUCCCGACCAACCUCCGCAUAGACUGUCGUCAUCGAUCAUCACAUUUUCCCAUCCCACUUCGAAUAGCCUAAACGGAGGAACUUCUCGCACAACAUACUAGCUAUCCACGAAAUCAACCAGACGAGAGAUCAAACAUGCAAAGAGCAGUUUCCUGGCUCCCAUCGUGGGAUAGAACGAAAACCACCAGUAAGAAAGGUUUCGACAAGACUUGGGCGUGGGCAGAUAAGCUGGGUGCUCCCGUCAAUCGAUUAACAAACAAAAUUGGUUCCGAAGCUUUUUGGCCCACUUCCUUGGACAAGGAAUGCGACAAAGCUGCGCGGAUUUUGAAAACUUUCUGUAAGGAUGGAUUUUACACCGAUGAAGAUCGACCAUCUACCCAAGCUGGUCCGCAUGCGAAUUCCAAACAAAGAGUUUUGAAGAAAAUUCCACAAAAGGUUAUCGAAAAUGCGGUCGGUUUGGCCAUAUUCACAACUAUGCGAACAGGCUUAUGGAUCUCGGGCGCCGGAGGAUCUGGAGUAUUAAUCGCGAGGAAAGAAGACGGUACAUGGUCGCCUCCUUCUGGGAUUCUUUUACAUACUGCAGGUCUGGGUUUUCUCGUCGGCGUCGAUAUUUAUGAUUGUGUGGUUGUUAUUAAUAAUCGCAAAACUCUCGAAUCCUUCACGAAAGUAAGAGCGACCCUAGGAGGAGAAAUCAGUGCUGUCGCGGGUCCGAUUGGAGUUGGGGGAGUUUUAGAGAACGAUGGAAACUGGAAACAAGCUAAUAAGCCAAUAUUCACUUACUUGAAGUCCCGUGGCUUCUACGCAGGUGUGCAGGUAGAUGGGACGGUUAUCAUUGAGCGAACAGAUGAGAACGAGCGGUUUUACGGACAAAGAAUUGGAGUUGCAGAUAUCUUGGCUGGAAAGGUUCAAAACGCACCUUUUGAAACAAAAUUACUUAUGGAAACAGUCAGGGCUGCGGAAGGCAAGCAAGAUGUGGACACAAACUUGUUAGAUCAACUCAAAGAUGAACCAUCACCUGGUGAUGUGGAUUUACAAUCUCCUACGUCGAUGAUACCAACCUUUGGCAUACCUGAACCAGACGAUCCCGACCCUUUCGGAGUAUUGGCAUUAGAAGAUGCAGGAUUUGAGAUUCGGGAAGCAGGAACAAAGGCUCGACCAGUCAGUUCACAAUUUGAAUACAACCCAGCUCCAUCAAGCCCACUCUUUACCAGAUACAAUAGACGAAGUUUCGACACGCAGGGUGCAAGGAGUAGAGAGAGUUACAUGUCAGGGAGAACAAGGACAAGUACGGAUCGAGGAACGCAGACUACUGAAAUGGGCACACAAACAGACGACUCACUUUCAAUCCGAUCACCUCGCACACUAUCACCAAGCACGAGUCCCAGUUACAGCGAAGACAACAAGAUUAUAGAGGAAGACGAAAAGGCAAUUGUGUUGGAACCGGAAGAAGUCGACUACACGAAAAUUGAUCUUGGUCCAUACCAAAGCUUAAACCAUAGUCAAGAAUUCGACGGUACGACAAUGAACGGUAGUCCCCUAAUUACUGAAGAAGCCGAUGAGAGACGAAAGGAUUCAUUCAACUCGAUGGACGAGCUCUCAGACGACGAUGAAGACUUUGAGGAAGAGGAGCCAGUAGUUUUCGAAGCUGCUUCAGCACAAGCCACAGUCAUUACAACACAAGCAAUCAAGGCACGAGGGGGUGUUGUAAAUAUCCCAAAGAGAGGCCCACCACCACCAUUACCUCCGAGGAAUUCGUUGAGAAACAGCAAAUUCUCUAUGGUUACCCCAAACAGCGAUGGAAGUCCAUUGAAAGAAGGUUUUGAAGAGGUCGAUGUACAUGGUGUUGAGAGUAACAAUAUCAAGAGAAGUAGCUUGGAACAAGCUAGCACAACACCACUUCCUUUUAGCCCAAAUCGAAAGAGCUUCGAGCAAUCGCAAGCUAGCAUGGUACCACUUCCUUUCAGCCCAAAAAGGCUGAGUUUCGAACAAACUCCUGUCCUCAUGGAGGAUGUUGAAUCAGAAGAAUCAGACUCUCAUGAACAGGUCGAGGAGGAACACGCAAAGAUCAAAUCGGCCAACGAAAACUCUAGCUUCAACGAGAAGAUCGAAUUUCUCGAUAAUGCACGCUCGACUGAGAGACCUUCUCUUACCAAAGAAAAUACCGAGUCAUUUCACUCAAUUGCUGUGAAUAUUCCAGGAGGGUGGAGUUAGAAGAUGAAUAAAGAGAAGGGGAGACCUGUACAAAAGAAAUGAUUCUGUAUGCAUUGAAAAGCUGGAUAUCGGUAUAUGGGUUUAGGAUUUGAAGCUUUGGGUGUACACACGGAGAUUCCAAUCAUAGUAUGAAUGGGGUUUGAGGAGUUUGUUAUAUACGGGUUUUAUUGGGUUUCAUUUCUUGGGGUUUGGGAAAGGCAUGGGUGGGAUUACUUUCUGUGUGCAUGGAAUGGGCGAGAUAUUUAGGAUGGAUUUGAAGGGGAUCUUGGGGAUCUCUCGUAAUGGUUAAUGAAUCUCUUAUAUCUAUUAUGAGGAUUGGAGGUUCAAAAUUGGUAGCAUGGGGUUUGUUUGGGAAGGAAAUUGUGGAUAAGAUUUGGAGAGACAGAAGAAGAGGGCAGUACAAAGGGACGAGGGUUACUAUAUAGUCUAUAAUAUUUAGAUUUUAAUCACUUAAUCCCAUGGUAGAUAGAUCAGAUUAGUUGGGUAGUUAGUCGUCGGAAAUCGAAAAGGGUUGUAAAAGGGCAAAAUGGGAGAGAGUUCGAACAUAUAACGAUGGUAUAUAUAGUUCUGAAUACUACGUUAUAUCAAAUACUAUGAGUCGAGAUUUGAAUUAUUUAUAUGAAGCUUUGAGAUUCAGUAUGCUGAUUUCUCAAUUGCCGAAAUAUCUACCUAAGUUUGAUGGGAGUGGCGCGGCA
Botrytis cinerea B05.10 is the source of this 4150-nucleotide messenger RNA. RefSeq lists its product as hypothetical. Lineage: Eukaryota; Fungi; Ascomycota; Leotiomycetes; Helotiales; Sclerotiniaceae. Gene Ontology annotation, molecular function: phosphatidylinositol binding. The transcript is spliced from 3 exons. Bases 1380 to 3455 code for a protein of 691 amino acids. The record is from RefSeq and is a predicted model, not a curated record.